Molecule: messenger RNA, 1332 nt
Organism: Paramuricea clavata
Lineage: Eukaryota; Metazoa; Cnidaria; Anthozoa; Malacalcyonacea; Plexauridae
Source: the annotation of a GenBank genome assembly
AUGGUGAAGGAGUCGGGACUAAGUAAUGGUGAUGGUGAAUAUGACUUGUAUCUGUUACUUCCCAACUGUUCACAAAAAGCUCGAGUGUAUUGUGCUGAUAUGAACACAGAUAACCCAUUAGAAUAUAUCACAUUGUCUGCUGGCAGGGAUACUAACUAUGCACUGAAUAAUCGUCUACCCAAUGGAGAAUAUCACUCGAAACAUGCCAAGACGGCAUACGAUAAGGUUCGUAAUUGACUUGCAACCAUUCUCGUCCCCAGAACAAUUUUCAAUCCGUCACUCGUUGAAAUAAUUUUCUGGUUUAGACGACUAAAAGGCGAGAUUUAAUUGGCUUCUCCGAGAACUGCUAUUUCGUAGAAGUUUAGCAGUUUUUGCUAGGCAAAGUUAUUCUAUCAACAUACAUGUCAACACAAAUGCAGUACUUCGUUCCUUCGUCAUACUUCACUGUGACAAUUGUUACGAAUGCUACAGCGUCCCAAUUCAAGAGCAUGCGCUUUAGAAACUACUGCAAGUUUUCUUGCACUUCCAGUUCCGUGUGUUCCCGGGCCUAGGCAGGACGCGAGAGGCCCUGGGGGUGAGGUGGCAUGCAAAGCCUAGUCCCAGGCUUUCCCGCGUCACUAGAUUGGUUUUAAACCCAAGCUGAAACCCCGAGUCCGCAAUCAUCUGCAUGUGGAGGUUUGCUGAAGCCCUGGGAAACACCAGCAAAAGUCAGGCUCUGAUUGUUUAAAAUCUUGUUAAAUUCUCCAAUUCGGAUUGAACUUCGCCUUGUACAUGAUCAAAUUGCACGGACUUGAAAUCUAGCCUAGUCCUUAAAGUUGGAUUUGAAAUAUUACAUAACCUAUUGUAGGCGGUCUGAUCGGUCGGAAGAGCAAAAAUGGUUCCAAGAACGGUAGAUUUGCGAAUUGUGCUCGUGUCAGUACCAUUUGGGGUACAUUUUUGUGUGCAUCAUUUCAUUUAACUUAAAACAGUAUUUUGUUUUAGAUACGUCUUGAAGUGCCAUCACUAAAUGUCUUGAUAGGGGAUUCAAGGUUUUCUGUACAGAUAGAAGGAACAUACAUAGAACGGUACGCUACAGCUAAGGAUUGCAUGUGGGCUGCCUCUUGUGAAGCUUACAGACAAAACAAGCAUGGGAAAACUGAAGCUGAUCUCACUGGAACGGAUUUUAAAUUCCCAUCGUCUAUUCCUUAUAAUACUAAUUCCUGGCCAACUUGUGCUAGCGGCUGGCUUGCACCAACCAUGAGUGUGGAUCGAAAGAAAUGGUCAGUUCGUUGUGGUGGUUAUUGUGGCGGCUGUAAGCCUACGUCCCUUGUUCUUGAGCUUGAUGCUUGCUAA